AUGAGUUACAGGCUCCGAAAGACGCUGUUCCUGCAGCAGUGCACUUCCGGCUAUGGGGUGACAAAUGCGGGCCAAUGGAAUAUUUCAUAUAAUUGGAACAAUCUUCUUUUGAGGGCAGGCAAAAGAGGGAAAGAGAACUGGGGAGGGAUAGUCCGGGAGAAAGAUGGGAAGUUCAUCCUUCACUUCCUGAUCUCUCUCAUGAUACCUAACAGACCCUUAGCCGCUGUGGGUCAACCGUCAUGCUCAAUGCCGAGGAAGAAAUCCUUUAAUCUUCCUAGCACUGCUUCCAUAGAAGAGCUCCGAAUUUCAUCUUUUGAAGAAUUGCUAAAGACAUUUUGGGAUGCAAAAUCACCGAAACAAGUAGUGAAUGGAGAGGCAAAGAAUAUUUUAGAGGCUGCGAGAGACUCCCGAGUUCCCCUCUAA
Messenger RNA from Fraxinus pennsylvanica, 423 nucleotides. The record is from the annotation of a GenBank genome assembly. Lineage: Eukaryota; Viridiplantae; Streptophyta; Magnoliopsida; Lamiales; Oleaceae.